Anthonomus grandis grandis is the source of this 5809-nucleotide messenger RNA. Its product is annotated as tripeptidyl-peptidase 2. Bases 150 to 3968 code for a protein of 1272 amino acids. Lineage: Eukaryota; Metazoa; Arthropoda; Insecta; Coleoptera; Curculionidae. The record is from RefSeq and is a predicted model, not a curated record. The transcript has 13 exons. Gene Ontology annotation, molecular function: tripeptidyl-peptidase activity; serine-type endopeptidase activity. Gene Ontology annotation, cellular component: cytosol. Gene Ontology annotation, biological process: proteolysis.
GUUGCCAUUCCUUUUUGGGUGACGUUUGUGGUUAGGUAGUUAAGUUUGUUUACCUUUUUAGUAAAUCGUGACUUGUUACUUGUUCUUUAAUAAAAAAAUUGUAUAUUUCCAAAAAUAUUUUUCUGAAUUUAUAGAUAAUUGGAGAAGAAAUGAAUAAAACGAAGCCCAUCGAAAAUGAUUUCCCUAUUUCGGGCUUAUUACCCAAGAAUGAAACCGGCGCUGCUUCAUUUUUAACGAAAUAUCCUACAUAUGAUGGUAGAGGUAUUGUAAUUGCAAUUUUGGAUUCAGGAGUCGAUCCUGGAGCUCCUGGAUUACAGAAAACCUCAGAUGGAAAAAUAAAAGUAAUAGAGAGGUUUGACUGCAGUGGUUGUGGCGAUGUUGAUACCAAAACCAUAGUAGAGCCUGAUGAUGAGGGCUACAUUACUGGUCUUACUGGGAGGAAGAUGAGAAUUCCAAAUAACUGGAAUAAUCCAUCUGGAACGUUCAGAAUAGGAGUUAAAAAUGCAUUUGAUUUGUAUCCUGAAAGGCUUAGGGAUCGUGUCAAAGGAGAAUACAAGAAAAAGAACUGGAAAGAAGGCCAAAGAAAUGUCCUAAGCAAUUUGUGGCGUGAUUUAUCGCAACUAGAAGAUAAACAAAAAAAGACCCUUAAUGAAACUGAAAAAUUAUUGAAAGAAGAUUGUGAAGCUAAAGUUGAAUUUUUAAAUAACUUAGACAAGAAAUAUUGCGAUAAUGGUCCCGUAUUUGAUUGCAUACUUUAUAAUGAUGGCUCAAAAUGGAUGUGCUGUGUUAAUGUUAGUAGUGAAAAUGAUCUCUCAAAAUGCCCCCUACUAGGAGAAUACAGUGUCACUCAUGAGUAUCUACCUCUUACGAAAAUAGAUAAUUUAAAUUUUAGCUUUAAUGUGCAUGAUGAUGGAAAUGUCCUUGAGCUUGUAGGAGUUUGUUCAAGCCAUGGGACUCAUGUAGCGUCAAUAGCUUCAUCUUACUUCCCAGAUUUGCCCGAGCAAAAUGGUUUAGCUCCGGGCGCUCAGGUCAUAUCUCUUACUAUCGGAGAUGGUAGGCUUGGUUCCAUGGAAACUGGUACUGCCCUAAUAAGAGCCAUGAUCAAAAUUAUAGAACUUAAAAAAAAGAUGAACAUACAUGUUAUAAAUAUGAGUUAUGGCGAACACGCCCAUUGGGUUGACACGGGGAGAGUGGGAAAUUUGGUAAAUGAAAUAGUAAAUAAAUAUGGAAUUAUAUGGGUCUCAUCGGCUGGUAAUAGUGGUCCCGCCUUAGGAACUAUUAGCACACCUUCGGAUAUUGCCGACGAACCUAUUAUUAGUGUUGGCGCUUACGUAUCAUCAGAAAUGAUGGUAGCUGAAUAUGCUAUGAGAGAGAAACUUCCAGGUAUUCGAAUUUUUAUAGAGCAUGGUUCUACUUAUACAUGGUCUUCAAGAGGUCCUACUAUCGACGGGGGAGUUGGGGUUCACGUCUGUGCUCCAGGGGGAGCAAUUACAUCAGUACCCAAUUUUACUCUGCGAUACUCACAACUUAUGAAUGGUACAUCAAUGGCUUCACCAAACUGUGCAGGGGCAAUUUGCUUAUUACUCUCUGGUAUGGUACAGCAAGAGUUACCUUUCUCACCAUAUUUAGUCAGACGAGCUUUAGAAAAUACUGCUAGUUUUAUUGAAGGUCUAGAAAUACCUGCUCAAGGAGCUGGGUUGAUUCAAGUAGAAAAAGCAUUCGAAUAUUUGGUUAACUAUCAUAAUACGCAAGAAAGAGAUGUUAGGUUUCAAGUGCAAUGUGGUUCAAGCAAUAGUAAGGGAAUUUAUUUAAGAACUAAGUUGAAUACGACAAAACAUACAUAUAAAGUAAGCAUAGAACCAAAAUUCUUGAAUGAGGAUGAGGUUCUACCUGAAAAAAAGAUUAAUUUUAAUAUAAAACUCGUUAUGACAUCACCAAGUAGUUUUGUACAGUUUCCAAAGUAUUUAGAUUUAUCAAAUAUGGCUAGAAUGUUUGCCGUAAAAAUUGAUACGUCUGAUCUAAGUGAAGGCUUAUAUAGCACCUUCAUCAAUGUUUGUGAUUCAACUUGUAUUGCCAAAGGCCCUAUUUUCAAAAUUCCCAUCACAGUUAUUCAACCAAAAGAAAUAACCGAAUCUAAAUUCAAAGUAGUUUAUAACGAUGUUGCAUUUAAACCAAAUACGAUUAAGAGACAUUAUUAUGCGGUACCACCCUGCGCUUCUUGGGCCGUUCUUACCCUAACUUCAGUGGAAGAUACUGGUCGUUUUAUAGUGCAUACAAUGCAGUGUCUGCCAAGACAACAUUGUAAAGCCUUAGAAACCAUGAAAAAUAUACCUGUUACCUCUAAAAAUGAGACGAGUAUUAGUUUUCAAGUAAAAGAAGAUAAUGUUUUGGAGCUUGUUAUAGCCAAGUACUGGGCCAGCACUGGAGACAUGAAACUAAACUAUAGUUUGGCAUUCUUUGGGAUCAAGCCUAAUCAACCAAUGAUAAAUAUGUAUUCCUCUAAUGGAAUACAUAUGGUUGAGGUUAGGACCUUGCAAGGGGAAGAAGUAAAUCCUGUGAUAACCCUCAAGAAUUCAGUUCAAGUUUUAAAGCCAUCGGAAAAUAAGUUAUCUCCCUUAACAAAACGUGAUGUGAUACCCCCUAGUAGGCAAAUCUACGAACUAGUAUUAAGUUACAAUUUCAGUAUUACGAAAGCCUGUGAGGUGUCACCAAAUCUGCCUUUACUUAGUGACAUGUUGUAUGAGUCUGAAUAUGAAUCGCAAUUUUGGAUGAUCUUUGAUUGUAAUAAGCAACUUUUGGGAAGUGGAGACGCUUAUCCUUCCAAGUAUACUGUUAAAUUAGAGAAAGGUGACUAUGUGAUACGACUUCAAGUAAGACACGACAAAAAGGCUUAUCUAGAAAAAAUACAGGAGGCGCCUUUGUUACUUCAGCAAAAAUUAUCAACUAACAUCAUUAUGGACAUAUAUCUAUCAUAUUCCCAGGCCCUCAUUGGUGGCAAAAAAGCCGGAGUUAUACAGGAUUCUAACCCUUACUACGUACAACCUUUGUAUAUUGCACCCUUAAAUGCAGAUAAGUUUUCGAUAAAAUCUAAUAAUCCAGCACAUUACCUUACUGGCACCAUUACCUACGGAAAAGACGAUUUCUGUAAAAAAGUUGACAUUUAUCCUAUAAAGUACUUCCUUCCAGUGCAUAAUUUAUUGGGAGCAAAUAGCUCGAAGAAAAACACGGAUAACGGUUUACCUGAGAGACCAAAAAUAGAGGAAUAUAGAGAUUGUUUGCGGGAUUUUGAAAUUAACUGGUUGCCUAAAUUUGAUAAAGAAACCGGCGAAAAAGUAUAUGAAGAACUCGCCAAAACGUAUCCCAACCAUCUACCUCUUCAUUUGUCAUUUCUGCAAUUAAUCGACCCGUUAGAUAGAAAAGUUCUACCAACCCUUAAAAGAAAACUUACGCAAAAUGCAGGAGACGUUAGAAAAGUCAUAAAUAUAUGUGAAAAGGUACUAGAGAAUGUCAACGAAGAGUCUAUUUUAGAGUUUCUUGCCACCAAAACUGAUUUAAGACCUGAUGCCGUUAAACACAAAACGCAUAUGGAGCAGCAAAAGAAUGUAUAUUUAGAGAGCUUGAUAAGGAAAGGUAUAGCCUUAUGUAAGCUUCAUGUUUUAAAUGAAGCUCCUGAGAAUAUAAUGGACGAAAUUUCCACUGUUUGGAAAUCAAUGGUUAAAUUUGUUGAUCCUAAUGAUUUAAAGGUGUUAACCUCGCACGCAUUAUAUUUUGCAACCUGGCAUGCGUUUGUUAAAAAACAAUAUGGACGGGUAUUAAAAUAUCUGUUUAAACUUCAAGAAGAUAAGCCCAGUGAAGAUGUAGACAAAAAAAUUAUAGAAUUUUGUGAAAUGCUUCAAUGGAAACAUGUGGUUGACUAUCUUGAAAGAAAUCUUCCUUCUAGAUAUCCAAACUCGUAUAGACCUUUUUAAUAAUACAGAAUAUAAAAUGUAUAGUAAUCCUGAUUGAAAAAUUAGGAAAUACAUUGAACAAUAAACCACAUUUUUUAUAUAACAUUUUAAAAUAACAAAAAUCGAUUUAUAACAAUAGUAAGGAUAAAAAUAUCACGGAUAUAAAUUAAUUUAAACGCAUAAGUAUUAAUAAAAACUGCUACAAAUCGACCAAAGUAGCUUUUAUGAUGCGCAAUAGCACGACAGUGGAAAGCUCAUUUAAAACAGUUCAUUCGUAGUGCUUAGAGCAUUUAUCAUAGUGUUUCAGAUUCGUUCGGUUCAUGUUUUUUUCUAAAAAAGAACUGUUGUACAAGUUUAAAUAUAUUUAAAAAUGCAUAUUUUAUUCUAAAAUCGAAGAAUACAACUGCUUAAAACCCUCCAUUUUAUACGCAUACGUGUAUUAUACGUUAAUCAAUGGCUCUUUUUUCUGCGCAUCUCGGAAGCCAAGAUACUUUGGUUAAUUUGUAGCUUCAUAAAACAAGUAUUGGAAUCGCGAAAAAUUGCAAGCAACGUUGCGCCGUUUUCUUCUAUAAAAUUUAUCGUAGAUGAAUUUCUCCUCGCGUCACUUUUUUAUUGGGCUUUUGUAAAUUAAAACUUUAUUUCCGUAAAAAUGAUCUUUAUCUUAUUUUAAUAAUUUAACCAUGUGCCUGUAAAAAUAUUUAUCUUCUUAUCGGUAAUUUUGUAUAGGCAUUUUGGAUGGGGAGAAGUCUCCAGUCCAGUAGCGUGACAUCGUAUAGAAAAUAAAUUCCUUCUCUAGGCGUAUCAUCUUGUAAAAUUAAAAAUAUAAAAUAUUUUAGCAAGAGCAAAUGCUGCCUUGUUAUUAUUUUUAGGCGACGAAUUAUCCAAUUUAGCACAUUAGGAUCCUCAAGUUUUGGGUUUUUUUUUUAUUUUUCUUAUUAAAUUUACAUUUUUGGCAUUUAUGAAAAAUUACCGUUUCCGAUUCUCUCAGUUGAAAUUCAAGAAAGUCAGGUCACUGUCAAUAUAAUAAAGACAGGACAUAGAUUUCAAUAUAAUAAAAAAAUAUUAAUUUUUAUUCUUAUUGAAUUCUUUUAUAGAAGUAUACGGAGACAUGUAAAUUACAACAUAUAUAUUACGUGCAAGUAGCCAAAGGCAGUGAUUUCUAAUGAUCCUUAACUUUCACAAGACCUUUAGCCACGAGUUACAUAUGUUGUUUAUAUUUUCAUUAUGCUGAUCUUAAAUAUUGUGGAUUUUUUGCCCUAAUGUUAAUGUUAUUAUUUUGCCCCAUUGAUAGAACAAAAUCCUUUAAUAAAACCUUGUAAGAGAAUCUUCCAGAAAUGAUUUGUAACUUAUCGCCUAGCAAGAUUAACCAUUAUGAUGCUUGGAAAAUUGUGGUUGCUUUAUGAACAUGUUUUAUUAUAAUUAAAUUACGAUUUUAUUACUAAUGUAUUAUAUUAUGAUUUUUACAUUGGUAUUAAUUUGUGUUUGAUUUUUUUAAAAUUAGCUAUUUAAAAAUACAUUUAUUGUACAUCUUUUGAAAUAUUUUAAGAAUCAAUAUUUUGCUUAUAGAUAGAUUAGCAAAAAGGAAAUGUGACUUAGAUUUAUGCUCAAAUUUAUAGUAUAUAAUACUAACCAAAUAAUAAUCUUACGCAAAUAUGUUGAAGAAGGUAGGACUCUAUUUUUCGUUUAUUAACCACAUGGCUACAUUGAAAUUUAAUGCAGUGUGUAAUAAUUGUUUCACUUUUAACUGAAUAUUAUAAAGUUAAAUUUGAAACACUUAAUUUUUGGCAUAGGGUAAGAAAGAAUAAUAAUAUGUUACGGAUAAUUUUUAAUAGAUCUAUUUAGGCAUACUGUAACCCUCAGCU